CGCGGGAGCAAAUUCGAACGGCGCCAGUCAGUGUCUGAAGUCGAUCAGGGUCGAUUCACGGUGGGAUAUUUCUUUUUGCUCGCCGCUCUCCCUCCUGACUGAGGCUCUUUACUCAGGUUAUGGCAGGUGUUACUCCAAGAAAAAGAAAACGCUGUUAUAAUAGUUUACAGCUGGUAAAUGAGACUCCAGCAAAAAGAUUGAGGAUGGAAGUCACUGAAGAAGCAUCUCCAACAAGAAAACCUUCUAGUUUCCAAGAUAAAAAAACUCAGAACUUGCUCAAAAAUUCAACCAGCUUGGAGGAACUUAAUACUUCACCAUUGCAGACAGCAGAUGUACCAAAAGUAAAAUCAAAUGCAUUCCCACAGAGAACAUCUCCAGUGUCUGGCACGACAUAUAAUUCCACUGUGCCAAUCAAUUCCUUUUACAGUAAAGUAAAUACAUUUCAAAGUAUACUGGAAAGAAAACAAGCAAAGGAAUCUCAUGUAAAUUCCAGAAAUGAUUAUGCAAAUUUACCUAUUGCUAACAAGACAGAAGUGGUACAGGCCAAGUUGCAACAUCUUAAGACUUCCAAACGCUCAGCUGUUUCCAAGCAGGCCAAGACCUCAAGAAAUACCAAAAAAGCUAAAAUAGAAAUGGCUGUACCUAAGCUCAAGGGGAAGGAGAAUAAAAAUUAUGCUGUAGAAAAGAAAACAGAAGGUCCUUCUAGAGUUCUAACCAUGAAGUUCAAACCUAUGUUAAAACUCCAGACAGGGGCAGCAUUUUUUGCCACUGGAAAGAGGGGGAACUGUGACUCUAAGAAGGUGUUUUCACCCCGAAGAUCUCUCCAAUUUAUUAACAAUACCACAGAAAGCAAGAAGCAGGACAAUCUCCUCACAAAUACCAAAACACGCUUAUCUUCUGAAAGCAAAGCAGCUAAAACUGGCAGGGAAGAAAACCAAGCAGAUGUAUCCCCAAAAGAAAAUCUUGAUAUUGAGGAUAAGAAGACAUGUAAUAAAAAUCAUAUUAAGGGCCCUUUGGGUGAAGUGAAAUCAUUACCAAAUUCUAGGCUUCCUCAGAUUCCUCACUCUGGUUCUUUGGAGUCCCCAGCUCAGAAAGAAACUGAUGCUGGGAAAGAGGUUUUGGAAGAAAACUCAAAGAAACCAUCUGACAGUACAAACAAAUAUAAGGUUACCUCUUCCAUUUUGGCAGACAAUGUCCAUUCUUUGUUCAGAACAUUUCCCAGCAACAAAAAAAGGUCAUUGGGCAAGGCAGCUUCCAUCUUCACACAAGCAAAUCUGUGGGGAAGACAGCAAGAAGUAAGGACAACAGGCAGCCUACAGAUUCUUCCAGAUGAACAACCUUCAUCACAUGUAGAAUUGAGUCCAGUAAGGCAGAAGUCUCCCUCCAAACUAAAAAUCAACAAGAAGACAAAAGUACUGGCCAAAGGCUUGAAGGAUCAAAUGAUCAUUGACGCUGGUCAAAAACAUAUUGGUGCCACCAUCUGCAAAUCAUGUGGCAUGGUUUAUUCAGUUGCCAACCCAGAGGAUGAAGCACAUCAUGUCCAGUAUCAUCAAAGAUUUAUUGAGGGAAUAAAAUACACAAGCUGGAAGAAUGAGCAUGUAGUUGCAGAGUUCUGGGAUGGAAAAAUUAUCUUGAUUCUACAGAAUGAUCCAAAAUAUAUCAUCAAAAAGGCUGAUGAUAUACGCAAACUUGUAGAUAAUGAACUUGGCUUUAAACAUGUGGUACAGACUGAUCCAUCACAGACUAAAACAUACUUGUUUGUAUCCAAUGAAAAAAAGAUAGUUGGCUGCUUAAUUGCUGAGCCAGUCAGACAGGCUUUCCGAGUGCUUUCAGAGCCCAUAACAGUGGAGUCCCCUACUAAAAACAGCCUAGAGCAUCAGCGUGCCUGGUGUUGCUCCACAAAGCCAGAAAAGGUCUACUGCGGGAUUAGCCGAAUCUGGGUGUUCAGCCUGAUGCGGAGGAAGCACAUUGCCAGCCGUUUGGUGGAUGUGAUGAGGCAAACUUUUUUAUUUGGCUGUUCCCUAAGCAUCAAUGAAAUCGCCUUUUCAGAUCCAACACCAGAUGGAAAGCUAUUUGCAGCAAAAUAUUGCAAAGUACCCAACUUCCUUGUUUAUAAUUUCAUUAGCUAAGACUAGAUUUGUACCACUGGGAGUUAAUGAGCCCGUCUCUUUCACCAAGGGCUAUUUUAUAAAAUGUGGUCAGUGCUGUUAUUGCAUUGUUUAUUGCUUUAAUGCGUUAAUGUAAAUUUGAGUUAGUAGCAUACCAGGUGUGUAUUUGGUAUGUGAAUUGUUUUUAAAGUUAUUCUGAAAGUUAAAUUCUGAAAUUGAUUGUAACAUUUAAAAGGGGUUAAAAAAAAAAGAAGAAGUAUGACUCUAGGUCUUUAUUGGUACAACUUUCAGCAUAUUCUAGGAAAUAUACUCAUUUCUUGUAGACUGAUGACAGAUUUAGUAAAAAAAAGCCCUCAGUGCUGAAACUGAAUAAGCAGGGGUAGAAAAUGUGUGUUAAGCUACAUGUUCCUAAGCUAAUUUCCAGCACUUUUUACCAAUGAUUAUGCCAACUAUGGCUGUUCAGUAAUAUCUGAAAGGCUGUAAUUUUUAUGGAGGAAAUGUAGGAGGUAAUGUAAUGCUGCUAUGAACUAAUAUUUUAAAAUGAUUUUUGCACCUGUUCAUGGAAGCAAAUUGCUGAAACUCGCUUUGAAAGUGUUAGAGGCGACUGCAGGUUGGGUAGACUGUCUGACAACUGCAAUUCUUGCACUAAACAGUGUUGAACCAAGCCUGCUCAAAUAAAUAUUUUUCUGUAUUAAA
Pantherophis guttatus is the source of this 2804-nucleotide messenger RNA. It is a transcript of the gene ESCO2, whose product is annotated as establishment of sister chromatid cohesion N-acetyltransferase 2. Lineage: Eukaryota; Metazoa; Chordata; Lepidosauria; Squamata; Colubridae. Gene Ontology annotation, biological process: mitotic sister chromatid cohesion. Gene Ontology annotation, cellular component: nucleus; chromatin. The record is from RefSeq and is a predicted model, not a curated record. Gene Ontology annotation, molecular function: protein-lysine-acetyltransferase activity.